AUGGCGAAAAAGGCUUUAACUUUACUCAUCUUUUUCUUCUUCUCUCUUUCGCUUCUUCAUCUCGCUUUGCAUGCACAGGCGAAGGCAAAGCAUUUCGGAGAUGAUGAAGAUGUUUGGGGUUAUCAUGAUUUUAGGCCUCUGGUGAGGAAAACCCAAAGGAAGUCAUUAGUUGAUAAUGAGUAUGGUCAGAUCUCAGCCGUUAAUAUCAGUGAUGGAAUCAGAGGGCCCUAUCAUAUCCAGUUCUUUACUUUGGAGCCCAAUUCUCUCUUCCUCCCUGUGCUUCUCCACGCGGAUAUGGUUCUCUUUGUCCACACAGGAAGUGGAAGGCUUAGUUAUGCUGACGAGGAAGAGACAAGAAGUGUACAUCUGCGAAGUGCAGAUAUCUUCAGGCUUCAGACUGGCUCUGUUUUCUUUGUACAGAGUGACUUACAGCCUGAACGUGAAAGCCUAAGGAUUUAUGCCAUGUUUUCCAAUACAGACGACGAGUUAUUUGAGCCAGCAAUUGGGGCGUACUCGGGCUUUAGGAACUUGGUCCGUGGCUUUGACAAGGUGACGCUUAAGCAGGCUUUCAAGGUUCCUGAUGAAGUGAUAGAAUCAAUAACAAGUGCAACGGAUGCAGAAGCCAUAGUGCACGCAAUCCCAAGUUCAAAGAAAGAAAAGAAAGAAAAGAAAGAAAAGAAGAAGAAAGCAUUGUGGGAAAUGGAAACUCGAUUUCUGAAGGCCUUUCUAGAAGACGAAGAAAGCGCAGCAUAUAACAAGAAGAAAAAAUCAGGAGAAGGAUAUAAUCUCUUUGAUGCAGAACCUGAUUUUGAGAACUGUAACGGAUGGAGCUUAACGGUGAACAGGAAGCAAGCCGCACAUAUAUUGAAGGACACCAACGUUGGCCUUUUCAUGGUGAACUUGACCAAGGGCUCGAUGAUGGGACCGCACUGGAAUCCAAAGUCGACGGAGAUAGCUAUAGUGUUGCAAGGACAAGGGAUGGUCCGAGUGGUCUGCUCAAGCGGACCAAACAAAUCGAAACAAGAAUGCAAAAACAUGAGGUUCAGGGUCAAGGAAGGAGACGUUUUUGCUGUACCAAGGUUUCACCCGAUGGCGCAGAUAUCAUUCAACAAUGACUCGCUCGUCUUCAUGGGGUUCACCACAACAGGAGUGGAAAAUCACCCUCAGUUCUUGGCCGGAAAGCAAUCGAUCCUACAAACCCUGGAUAGGGAUAUCUUGGCUUUGUCCUUCAAUGUUUCCAACACAACGAUCGACCAACUUUUGGCUCCGCAGGCAGAUUCCAUCAUAUUGGAUUGCACUUCAUGUGCUGAGAAAGAGGAGAGGAUAAUGGAGGAGGAAAUUGAGAAGGAAAAGGAGGAAGAGGAGACUCUACUCUGCUCGGUGUGA
This is a messenger RNA of Morus notabilis, 1386 nucleotides long. Its product is annotated as vicilin-like seed storage protein At2g18540. NCBI's taxonomy places the organism in Eukaryota, Viridiplantae, Streptophyta, Magnoliopsida, Rosales, Moraceae. The record is from RefSeq and is a predicted model, not a curated record. The coding region runs from base 1 to 1386 and encodes 461 amino acids. The transcript is spliced from 6 exons.